This is a messenger RNA of Gamsiella multidivaricata, 1720 nucleotides long. RefSeq lists its product as uncharacterized. Lineage: Eukaryota; Fungi; Mortierellomycota; Mortierellomycetes; Mortierellales; Mortierellaceae. The coding region runs from base 306 to 1433 and encodes 375 amino acids. The transcript has a single exon. The record is from RefSeq and is a predicted model, not a curated record.
CUUCACUCUCUCCCAGCACAACCACUGGAGCCCCUUCUUCCUCAACCGCAUCAUCAUCAAGUGGAGCAACUUCAACGACGGUUCGUCGGCCGCGUAGUGGGAGUGCUGCACCGGUGCUGUCAAACGCGGAGUUUGGGAAGAAGGCAGUUCUGAGUGGGAAUGGAAAGGAUGCGGACCUGAUUCAGCAGCAAUUGAACCUGACGCUCGAUAAGGGACCACCUCAGAGCUAUGAGACUUGGGAUCCGGUGAUCCCGGAUAUCUUGGUCCAUGAUGAGGAUGCGGACCAGAAUGCUAGUACGGAAGAUAUGGGUCAUCAUGAUGAGGAGGAAGAGAAGAUUGUCUCGGCCUACCAAGUCUUGAACCUCAUUAUCCCGGAUAUUUCUGAGGCAGCUGCAGCUGCAGAGGCGGCAGAGCAACUUGAGUUGGAGCAACAGCAACAACAGCAGCAGCAGUUGGAGAACGAAUCUGGAUCGGAUACAUCCCUCCCAAUGGCUUCACAGUCGACAACAUCCUCCUCCCAUUCGAAUCCCACAAUCAGCGGUCCUAUCGACAUUGGCAACAGCGGCAGCAAUAUCAACAGCAACAGUAAUAGUGGUAAUAGCAGCAGCCCCAACGAAAAGACUAUGAGCGAGUUUUUGAGGGCGAAUAUGAUGGGUGCAACAGACUAUCUGGCGGUGACCUCGUUGGGCAUUGGUGCAGGGCUCAUCCCAGCUACGGUAUCCGGCUCAUCCACGCGACCGGGAACAUCUAUUUCAACAAGUUCGUCCUCCGCUCUCAAUCUGAACAUAGCUGAAUCUGGAACGACAAACGCGACGGUUUCUCAGCCGGCGACGUCAACCUUGGCAGCUCGAUUUCGGCUGCCGUUCUCGUCCAGGGCCUUCAUCCCGCCCUCCCGUCCAGCAUCUGUGCAUCAACUGAACAAUAACAAUAACAACCAACAGCAGGGUCAGGGCGAGACAUCGUCCGACAGUUAUGCAGGAUCCUCGAAUGUGUUAGGGAUCAACAACCCAAUGCAGAGCAGCGCGAACCUCAGCAACAGCGCUUCCGGGAUCCGAUCAUCGUUUUUUGAUUACCGAUUAACGAACCUGUUGCAGUUUGGAGCCGGGUCGAGUAUCGCAGGAAGCGUGCGGUCGUUUGAUCCGAUGAGGACGAACACAGAAGAGGAUCGGCAGGAUUUGUAUGAGGUAGAAUUCAAUGCACCUCCGGAUCCGGCUCAGGAGGAGGCUAGGAGGAUGGAUCGUACGGUUUUGGGAAGGAUGAGGAAGGUCCUCAGGAGCGGGUUCCCGGGUAGGGACCUGGAUCCUAGGACGAGAAAGCCACGGUAUAAGUAUCCGACGAAUAAUAUCAAGACGACCAAGUAUACGCUGGUGACUUUCUUGCCCGUCAAUCUCUUGUUCCAGGUAAAGUACUACUUUUUAGUUUAUUCUCGUUAAGGCAUUAUGCGUUUGUCGUUUGGCCGGUGGUACACAGGCACGCACACAUACAGGUUACAGACUGCAUGCACUUCUUCGAGUGAUCGCCAUGAUGACGACUGGAGAGAAAAAAAAAAGAAACCUUUUGUCGGUAAAAUGGAUUAUGCGCUCAUUGGAGAGGAGAGCCCCGUUUCCUGUUCCUGAAUUAUUUCGGUACCUGUUUCUGUUUAUUCAGGAAAAAAAGAGCAGCGGCUGUCUAUGCGUUUAACAACUUUGCCAAACUAUGGAACCAUUCCAACCAUUCUAAC